Molecule: messenger RNA, 4413 nt
Organism: Theobroma cacao (cacao)
Lineage: Eukaryota; Viridiplantae; Streptophyta; Magnoliopsida; Malvales; Malvaceae
Product: putative mediator of RNA polymerase II transcription subunit 26c
Cellular component (GO): nucleus
Source: RefSeq, a predicted model, not a curated record
UCUCCCUGUCUGUUCAUCUCCCAAAUCACAACAAGCCAAACAAAACCUUAAGAGAAAAGGAAGUCUUUGAGAGAAAGAGACCACCAACAGAGCCUUUGCUCAACCCACAACCAAAAACCAAACAGUUUUCUUAGAGGGAAAAAUAUAUAAUAUUAAAAAAUCCCAGAAAAUUGAGCUCCAUUUUGGUAUAUUCCACCCCAAAAAUCCAAUUCCAUUAACAAACUCAAAACCAUCAAACUUUCUUCACAAAACCAACAAAGGGAAAACCAAAAACCCAUUUCAGCUUUGACUUAAAAGAAUUGUUGUUUGUAUUGUCAGUGGAAAGAUUUUGCAAAAUUCAAGCCUUGGGUCUUUUUGUUUUCAAUCAGAUCUGAUUAUGCUGAAGUUGCAAUCUUGAUUUGACCACCCUGGAGGCAGGCCUUGGGAAUUUGAAAUAAAAUAAUCAGCUUUUUGUUGAAUUGUAAUGGAUUUGGAUGAUUUCAGAUCAGUUCUUGAGACAGCUGGUGUUGAUGUGUGGACUUUUAUUGAUUCAGCAAUCCUGGUAGCUUCCCUGGAUUAUGGUCAAGAGUUGAAGCAAAGGAGGGAUGGGAUUGUGGAGAGGCUUUAUGCUACUUCUAUGGUCACUAGAUGUAAAAGCUGUGAUUUUGGUGAGAGAUCAAAUGGAUAUCAAGUGAACAAAGAAGGCAGUCCCAACGAAGGUAAAGGAGGAGAAGGAGGAAGAGAGUCACCUUUUACACCUCAAUCGGAUAAUGAAGAUGGUGAUUUGGACCCUUAUGGAGGCUUGUUUGAUGAUGAACAAAAAAGGGUUCUUGAGAUUAAGGAGAGUCUUGAAGAACCUGAUCAGUCUGAGGAUUCGUUGGUUGAUUUGCUUCAAAGCUUGGCAGAUAUGGAUAUAACAUUCCAAGCCCUCAAGGAGACUGAUAUCGGGAGACAUGUGAACAAAUUGAGGAAGCAUUCAUCAAAUGACGUUAGGAGAUUAGUGAAGCAACUUGUCAGGAAAUGGAAAGAGAUUGUAGAUGAAUGGGUAAGGGUGAAUCAACCUGGAGAACUUGAAUCUGCUGCACUUAUGGCAGAUGGAGAUUCACCACAGCAAAAGCUUCCUCAAAAUGGUCGUCAACAGGUUCCUGAUUUUGCGUAUUCUCCAAAUCCGCACAAUGGGAGUUUUGGUUUAGAAAAGAAUAAUUCAGAACCUGAAAGGAAGCCAAAGCCAAUCCCUCCUCCUCGAAAAGAUCCUCCACCUAGACCUACUCACUCAACUCCUCCACAAAAUGUACAGAGACAGAGAGAACAAAAGGAAAGCAAUUUUGACUCUGAAAGGCUGGCUUCUGCAAGAAAAAGGCUUCAAGCAAAUUACAAAGAAGCUGAAAAUGCCAAAAAGCAAAGAACGAUACAAGUGAUGGACAUUCAUGAGCUACCAAAACCCAAGAAUGCCUUCUUUGGGAAGAACAAGGGAGGUGGUUCUCAAGGGAGGCACUGGUGAUUGGGUGAAUGAAUUUGGCUUAAAGACGUCCCAUCUUAGGUUUUUCGUUUCUAUUUUUCUGUUGUGAUCAUUGUAUUAGAUAGGAGUACUCUUCAUAUAAUUUAUAGGAUAUCUUUCCAUGUUCUUUCUUGGAGAUGUACUGAAUUAUUUAUCAAUCAUCUGAAAUUUUUGAAGGCCAUGGACAUCCAUAACCAUUCAAUUUGGGGAUGUACCGUGAUUCUUAUGUUGACACAUGUUACACCCCCCCCACCCUCUCCCCCCCCCCCCCUUACCCCAAAUGUGCGAUGAUGUUAAUUCGUUAUAUUUGUGAGUUUUCCUGAAAGGUAACUCCUUGUUUUGAAAGUGUGUUAGUGUCUUUCUUUUUUUCUUUUAUUAAAUGCAAGCUGGCACUACCUUGAAGAAUACUGGGCAAACUCAUUAUUUAGGAUAUUGGAGUACUUUGUGGAAUACACUUAUGAGGAUAAUUUACUUUUUAUUUAUUUGCACGUUACUUUUUGAAAAGUUCUGUGUGAUAGUCAGCAAUAAGGAUUUUGAUUCAAUUGGCAGACACCAUCUGUCUUGCGAAACAUUGUUGGGGUGCACAGAGCAACAUUCUUUUGUUCAAAAAAUUAAUUUCUGCCAUCAUGGUUAUGUUUUGUAUAGUUUCCCUAUUCCUAGCUAGGAUCCUCAGAUGGCAUGUAGAAAAUUUUGGAAUUCACUGUGAAAAGAAUUAUGAAAAAUGACAUUGGACAGAGAACAGAAAACUACCUAGCUCCCAUAUUCAGAGGAUGUGAUUUUUCAUUCCUGUUGCUACCAGAAGUGCUGCUCAGAUUAUGGUUAUUGAGAGUGUGACUGAUGUUGUGUUUCAUUUUACUGUUAAGUUUUGCUGGUUAUUUGGUAAGGCUCCUUAAAUUUAUUGCAUCUGUAGAGAGGGGUCAGGGGGAACUCUGGGCAGUUCAUACAGAUCUAUAGGAGCUAUGGCUCAUGCACUUUGGCUGAUGAUUUUUAGUUUUUAUUUUCUUCCAAUAGUUGCUUGUACUUCAAAAGGUGCUUGUAUCAAGUUUGUUAUCGCCUGCAGAUUCUUUGCAGUCAUCCUAGUGCUUUUGUUCCCCUAUGUGCAAUAUACAUUUUUUUGAAAGGUUGUAUCUCUAAGCCAUUUCAUUUUGUGAUACUUCUCUCACUUGAGGCUGUUUAUUUAUUGGCCAACAACUCUUACUCGAGGCUGAGUGCUUAGCAAAACAUGACUCCCUUCCCCACCCACAAACUCCAAGCCUCCUCCCCCAAGCCAAAAAACAAUAAAGAAAAGAAGAAAGAUUAAACUUUCCUCUGUCUGUCUCUCUUUCUCUCUAAGAUGAUGUUAACUCUUUUUCUUGUCAAUUUUGGUCGCAGGUGGUGUGAAUCAAAUGGUCAUCUGUCUCUUAUGCUUUAAGUAGAGCAAGAGUAAUAAGGCUCUCUUUAUAUCUUGAUCAAGUGAUUAAUUGCACUUCAACAUUUGUGCAAUGACCACAACUGCCAGAGAAAGCAAAUUUGAGCAUAUUUUGCCAGUUGGUGGAUGUAAUUGAUUGAAUUCUGCUGCUAAUGGGUACUCUCAUACGACAUUGAAAGAUAUUUUUAAUCAAUUCUAGGUUUGUUUUAAAGUAGCAGUUUAACACUAUAUAUUUCUUAGACUGAAGUUGCUUGAGCGAGAUUUGUUGGGGAAACUGUGAUUGAGAUCCAUGAUUUAUAGCUGUUGUAAACUUAGAAUGCAUAAAAAUGUUGAAAAUCUUGAACUUGAUUCUGUUGCUACAUGAAUUCUGGAUCUUCUUGUAUGUCUCCCUUCUGGUUUUGAUGAGUGCUAGUUACACUGAACUGGUGCUUUUGCUCCAAAGAAUUCAAAGUUCUACUAUAAUAUUAAGUGCUCAUGUUCUUAACCUUUUAUGAGAAAUAUUGCUCAAUAUUUUUUCCUUUUGUUUUGUUUUUUUCUCUCUCUUUCCUACAAAUUUAUUUUUUACAUACUAAUGUGACUAUAAAUCUAUUUUUCUUGUGUUCACAAGUAUAUAUGUGUUUGCCGAUCUCUUUAUUAGCAAGCUUAGUCUCCCACAAAUUUUUGCAGGUCUUCUUUGUUGAUCUCAACCUAUAUAUGUGGCAUGCCAUUACCACAUUGCCUCUGUCCUCUGAAUCUUAGAAUUUAAUGAGGGUAAGCUUUUAAUGAUGAGCUUGAAGAGUAAAAGAUUCAUUGAUGACGAUGCAAAGGUAGUUCCACAUCAUUUGGUGAGAGCUACAAUGCCACAUUCAUAAGGUCAAUGACUAAAAUUGGUAAUCUUGGUCACUGCAAUGCUUGAGUUGAACUGUAUUUAGAUGGUGUUAAUCCUUACUAAUGCAUUUUAUCUAUGAUUCCAGAUAUUAUGAACUUUUGAAUUUUCUUAUAGUUCUUCCUUGUCUCCUCUUUGUUAACUCAUAUUUGGUCUUCAUGACAAUUAAUACUCCAAAGAUCCCUUCAAUCCUUAAAGUCUUAUUGAAUGAGUUGUGUUCCAUCUUAGUUGCUGGAUUUGAAGAGUUCUCUGUUCUCAGAUUGCAUGUAUUUUAUAUGUGGUACAGGUUUCUUCCUUGCUGUUGUUCAAUAUUUGAUUGCCUUCUACCAAACCUUGUUUGUCCUUUUGACUAUGCUGACAAGUAAGCUUAGAGACAUGAUGGAGCUUGGAAGGUCCAGAUUUCUGUCCCUUACGUUCUUCAAAAUGCAUUGAGUUUUUGGUGUUCUUUGUCACCAUCUUUGUCUGUAAACUUACUAGAUGGAUGAUAGCUUUUUCAACAUUAUGGAGUACUAGUGCCGAAUCCACGAUAUGAUGGAGGAAUGUAAGGCAUAGUUCUGCUUCAAACUGUAUUUAUUUCACAUUUAUUUUACCGAAAGGGAAAAAGAUACCAUGUAUUUAGCUUUCCGGGCAUUAGAAAUGCUAUACAGCUCUACUUUUCUUGUU